AAAGCCUCUCCAUACGCAUCUAUAAUUCACCUCCCAGUUGAGCUUAUACCAUAGUCGUUCAAGCUUUCAUCCAUAAGACCAGAAGAAAUCCAUUGUUGAGGCUGAGAAUAAUUGAAUCCUUGCUAUACUGUACAUCAAUGGCUAUGGCUGGUCCGCAGACGAGUUUUUUGCUCUCUGUCGUUGUCAUAAUUCUAUCAGUGGCCUCUACUACUUCAGUUUCUUUGAAGGUGGGCUUUUACAAGUCAACAUGUCCUUCUGCUGAAGCAAUUGUAAGCAAAGCUGUCAACAAAGCCAUCUCUACCAACCCUGGCAUCGCUGCUGGAUUGAUCAGAAUGCAUUUCCAUGACUGCUUCGUGAGGGGUUGUGAUGGUUCAGUGUUAAUAGAAUCUACACCUGGAAAUAUAGCUGAGAGAGACCAUCCAGCAAACAACCCUAGCUUGCGAGGCUUCGAGGUGAUCGAGGAAGCUAAGGCUGAAAUUGAAGCCGUGUGUCCUCAAACUGUUUCGUGUGCAGACAUUGUGGCUUUUGCUGCCCGAGACAGUGUGUACAAAGCCGGAGGCAUCAACUAUCAGGUUCCAUCAGGACGCAGAGAUGGUCGUGUCUCUCUUAAAGACAAUAUCCCAAACAAUCUGCCCCCGCCUUCCUUCAACGCCAUGCAACUCGUUGACCUUUUUGCACGAAAGGGAUUAUCAGUGGACGAAAUGGUGACACUUUCUGGAGCUCAUUCCAUUGGUGUAUCUCAUUGUUCUGCCUUCUCCGAUCGUCUUUACUCUUUCAAUUCCACACAUCCCCAGGAUCCUUCCAUGGAUCCUACGUUUGUUGAAUUGCUGAAGACCAAGUGCCCACCACCAACCAACAAUGGUGGUUUUAGUGAUCCGACUGUGGCACUCGACUCUUCUACACCGAACCGUUUGGACAACAAAUACUACUCGGGACUGAAGAAUCAUCAUGGCUUGUUGACUUCUGAUCAGACAUUGUACGGAAGUAUGUUAACGAGACAGAGGGUGGCCAACAAUGCCAAAGAUGGCUCCACCUGGGCUUACAAGUUUGUAAAAGCAAUGGUUCACAUGGGUUCCAUAGAAGUGCUCAGUGGCUCACAAGGCGAGAUCAGAAAGCGAUGUGGUGCUAUUAAUAAUUAACAAUGGUGGUUUCUCUUCUACAUAUAUCGUCAGAAACUAAAAAUGAAACUCCUUUUAAAUUUUUUUUCGUACAUAAAAGAUUGAUUUGUUCUGUUGUCAUAAGGUUUCGUUUGGCUUUGAAUUCGUUCGAUUAUGUUUUAGCUUUACUAACUGUAAUGAUUGUCCAGUGUCCUGCAAAUUAAAUGCAAUAAAUCGCUUCAAAAUAAAGUGAUAUUGAUGUAUUCUCUUUUACAAUUUUCCUGGCAACUCAUUGAACCACCUAAUCAGACAUUGUAAUGUAUAUGGAUUGUACUCCUUUAAACACUGA
Messenger RNA from Prosopis cineraria, 1446 nucleotides. Its product is annotated as peroxidase 5-like. Gene Ontology annotation, biological process: response to oxidative stress; hydrogen peroxide catabolic process. Gene Ontology annotation, cellular component: plasmodesma; plant-type cell wall. The record is from RefSeq and is a predicted model, not a curated record. The transcript is spliced from 2 exons. The coding region runs from base 138 to 1139 and encodes 333 amino acids. NCBI's taxonomy places the organism in Eukaryota, Viridiplantae, Streptophyta, Magnoliopsida, Fabales, Fabaceae. Gene Ontology annotation, molecular function: peroxidase activity; heme binding.